CCCCCAGAGGCAGCUGUGGUCCGCGGCAGGCCACUGCGCCCUCCGCCCUCCGCGGGGACGGAGGCUAGAAGAAGCCAGGUGGCGGGUGGAGCUGGGACCCAAGGGGCGUUGCCAAGAGGCCAGCCCCGCCCCGCCCCGCCUGCGGCUCCCUGGGGCUCGGUGCUCCUGAAGAGCUGGACAGACAGGCGGACAGUGGCGGCCACGCUUUCCUCGCAGCCGCUGCAGCGGCCGCUGGCCGCGCAUGGAGGCCUGAUCCUGCAGCGCAGGCGGCACUGCGGAGCCGAGGGAGUCAGAGGCGCCGGACUCCUGCAGGUGAGCGUGAUUUCCCAGCGGCUUCUCUGUGCCACCAGAGAACAAGAUUCUUCUCCUCUUUUUGGCCACUAAAUGCCUCUGUGCACCACACAUUCCAGUGGGGGAAGAAGGGCGGAGCUUCAUGGAUGACGAUGGACAUUCCGCUGGCCAGGAUGAGGGCAGACUGCGAGACAUCAUCACCACAAGGGUGCAGCGUGAACCUCCUCGUCUUCCUUCCCAGCCAGCUCUCCGCCUCCUGCGUCCACCAUGGUGUUUGGUGAGUUUUUCCAUCGCCCUGGACAAGACGAGGAACUCGUCAACUUGAACGUGGGGGGCUUUAAGCAGUCCGUCGACCAAAGCACCCUCCUGCGGUUCCCACACACCAGGCUCGGCAAGCUGCUCACCUGCCACUCGGAAGAGGCCAUCCUGGAGCUGUGUGAUGACUACAGUGUGGCCGACAAAGAGUACUACUUUGACCGGAACCCCUCCCUGUUCAGAUACGUGUUGAAUUUUUACUACACGGGGAAGCUGCACGUCAUGGAGGAGCUGUGCGUGUUCUCGUUCUGCCAGGAGAUCGAGUACUGGGGCAUCAACGAGCUCUUCCUCGACUCCUGCUGCAGCAAUCGCUACCAGGAACGCAAGGAUGAGAACCACGAGAAGGACUGGGACCAGAAAAGCAACGACGUGAGCACCGACUCCUCCUUCGAAGAGUCCUCUCUGUUCGAGAAGGAGCUGGAGAAGUUUGACACUCUGCGGUUCGGUCAGCUCCGGAAGAAGAUCUGGAUUCGGAUGGAAAACCCGGCCUACUGCCUCUCCGCCAAGCUCAUCGCCAUCUCCUCCCUGAGCGUGGUGCUGGCCUCCAUCGUGGCCAUGUGUGUCCACAGCAUGUCGGAGUUCCAGAACAAGGACGGGGAGGUGGAUGACCCCGUGCUGGAGGGGGUGGAGAUCGUGUGCAUUGCUUGGUUCACCGGUGAGCUUGCCAUCCGCCUGGUGGCCGCUCCCUGUCAAAAGAAAUUCUGGAAAAACCCCCUGAACAUAAUCGACUUCGUCUCCAUUAUUCCCUUCUAUGCCACGUUGGCUGUAGACACCAAGGAGGACGAGAGUGAGGACAUCGAGAACAUGGGCAAGGUGGUGCAGAUCCUCCGGCUGAUGAGGAUUUUCCGGAUUCUCAAGCUUGCCCGGCACUCAGUCGGACUUCGGUCCCUGGGUGCCACACUGAGGCACAGCUACCAUGAAGUUGGGCUGCUGCUUCUCUUCCUGUCUGUGGGCAUCUCCAUCUUUUCUGUGCUCAUCUACUCGGUGGAGAAAGAUGACCACACGUCCAGCCUCACCAGCAUCCCCAUCUGCUGGUGGUGGGCCACCAUCAGCAUGACAACUGUGGGCUAUGGAGACACCCACCCGGUCACCUUGGCUGGGAAGCUCAUCGCCAGCACAUGCAUCAUCUGUGGCAUCUUGGUGGUGGCCCUUCCCAUCACCAUUAUCUUCAACAAGUUCUCCAAGUACUACCAGAAGCAGAAGGACAUCGAUGUGGACCAGGGCGGCGAGGAGCCCCCAGAGAAGUGUCACGAACUACCUUACUUUAACAUUAGGGAUAUCUAUGCACAGCGGAUGCACGCCUUCAUUACCAGCCUGUCUUCCGUGGGCAUUGUGAUGGGCGAUCCCGACUCCACGGACGCCUCAAGCAUCGAAGACAACGAGGACGUUUAUGACACGGCCUCCUUGGAGAACUGCACAGCCAAGUGAGCAGGGGUGUUCACGCCCGCAUCCUGUGUCCCUCCCCGAUGACAGGUUGACACAGCUUUAUAAACCUCCAGGGGUUCGUUAACAUCAUUUAAUUCUCAGGGUGUACCUUUCAGCCAUAGUUGGACAUUCAUUGCUCCGAGAUGAUAGAAUUCUCUUUAUUUUUCUCAGUGAAGUGAACUAAAUGCCUAGUUCUGAAAUUUAUUUUUACAAGAAGGAGUUGUGAUAUGAUUUUGGAAAAAAAAAAGAAGAGAAAUGGUAUUGGGUGGGGUGUGCCGCUGCGGUUUCUGUAUCAUUCCGUGUUUGUCAUUUACUCACGCCGAGCUGUCAAUCGCUGACAAGUAGAAUCCAAGGCCCAGCUGACUGAAGGCUACAUGCAUGUAAGAUCCACAACAUGAGACAGUGCAUGUAAAUCCAUGUUCAUGUUCUAGACAUGGAAACUAGGAGCCUAAUAAACUGCCUAAUUCAGUACGGAGAA
Molecule: messenger RNA, 2509 nt
Organism: Phyllostomus discolor (pale spear-nosed bat)
Lineage: Eukaryota; Metazoa; Chordata; Mammalia; Chiroptera; Phyllostomidae
Gene: KCNS3
Product: potassium voltage-gated channel modifier subfamily S member 3
Exons: 3
Coding region: 559-2034 (491 amino acids)
Biological process (GO): potassium ion transmembrane transport; protein homooligomerization
Cellular component (GO): membrane; voltage-gated potassium channel complex
Molecular function (GO): voltage-gated potassium channel activity; protein binding
Source: RefSeq, a predicted model, not a curated record